Messenger RNA from Microtus ochrogaster (prairie vole), 1215 nucleotides. It is a transcript of the gene Oard1, whose product is annotated as O-acyl-ADP-ribose deacylase 1. NCBI's taxonomy places the organism in Eukaryota, Metazoa, Chordata, Mammalia, Rodentia, Cricetidae. Gene Ontology annotation, biological process: peptidyl-glutamate ADP-deribosylation. The record is from RefSeq and is a predicted model, not a curated record.
UACCGCCGGAAAUUCUGAAACCUUUACCAUCGAGAGCGGGCUCGACUAGCUAGCUAGAGAGGCUCACUUCCGCCCCGUUAAAGGGUGGGGGCCGCCAUCUUGGGUGCGUGAAAAGUCCUUGGCGGGAUUGGUUCCGCGUGGGGGCUCUUCUGUAACUCCCCACAUACCAGGGUUUCAUCUCAGACACUUCCCUGCGUGCAGGAGGGCCUGCUGACGGCCGAUUCCUUUGCAGCAGAAGAAACUCUUAAAUUCUGGAAAUAGCGACCCAGUAGCAUGGCCGGCCGCCUUAAUGAAGAUCCAGAAGGAAGUCGAAUCACUUAUGUGAAAGGAGAUCUUUUCGAAUGUUCCAGAACCGACUCUCUAGCCCACUGUAUCAGUGAAGAUUGUCGGAUGGGUGCUGGAAUAGCUGUUCUCUUCAAGAAGAAAUUUGGAGGGGUGCAGGAACUGUUAAACCAACAAAAGAAGUCUGGAGAAGUGGCUGUUCUGAAGAGAGAUGGACGAUAUAUAUAUUACUUGAUUACAAAGAAACGGGCCUCACACAAGCCAACUUACGAGAACCUGCAGAAGAGUUUAGAGGCUAUGAAGUCCCAUUGCCUGAAGAAUGGAGUCACUGACCUCUCCAUGCCCAGGAUUGGAUGUGGUUUGGAUCGUCUGCAGUGGGAAAAUGUAUCUGCUAUAAUCGAAGAGGUGUUUGAGGCCACAGACAUCAAAAUUACUGUGUAUACACUCUGAGCAGAUGGAGAUUUGGGAUGAGCUCAUAGUCUUUGUGUCACAUGUACUUGGCUGUAGGACCUCAAAAUGGGCAGAGGACAGUGUGUAAGGGAAUCUGUGUUACAGGCCAGAUGUGGGAUUCUGCAUUCUAAGAAGACUGGAGGGCACUAUGCCCAAACAGUGUGGAGGAGGCUGAGGCCUGUCAGCCGGCCAGGAAACCAGCUAAGCCCACCUGACCUGUUUGCUUGUCCACGACUGGAUUUUUUUGGCUGGCCACUAGGUGGCAGCAUUGAUUCUAACUCUUGUUUUUAAGGAGAAAUUGUGGGAGACUUGGUAAACUGUUGAGAUUCUUUGGUGUCUUGUGUUUGUGCACUUGAUGCUAGUCUGAUCAUCCUAGGGAAGGAUUGUGCUUGUUUUGUAGUUACUCAUGUAGUUCUCCAGGGUCACAAGGGGCUUAUUGGGACAGGAGUGGAACAAUAAACCUUUCUGUUGGAUUCACUGAAG